AUGACUGAUGACGCACGAGAUUACAGUUUGGUUGUUUUCGGCGCAACUGGAUUUACCGGACAAUAUGUUGCUGAAGAAGUUGCACGAAUUGCUGAUGAAGAAAAUAUCACUUGGGCCAUUGCCGGUCGUAACAGCGAAAAAUUGAAUGCCAUUAUAGAGAAUGUUGGAAAAGUAACAGGUAAAUCUCUCAAGAAUGUUGGAAUCAUUCAGGCUGAUAUUAGUGAUCCAAACUCACUUAGUGAGAUGGCGAAGAAAGGGAAGAUUGUUCUCAACUGUGUGGGGCCCUACAGAUUUUUUGGAGAGGCUGUAGUGAAGGCCUGUGUGGAAAAUGCAACAAGUCACAUUGAUAUUAGUGGCGAACCUCAAUUUCUUGAAAGGAUGCAACUGGAUUACAAUGUUGCUGCUCAUGAUAAAAAAUGUUAUGUAGUAGGAGCUUGUGGAUUCGACAGCAUCCCAGCAGAUAUGGGUACUGUUUUCUUAGAAGAAAAACUUGGUGGGCAAGUCAACUCUGUUGAAACAUACUUGAAUAUCAAAUCUAAUAAGGGAGCUCGAGGGCAUUUUGCAACUUGGCAAAGUGCCAUUUACGGAUUUGCUCAUGCCAAUGAAUUAAAACCUUUGCGCAAAAAGCUAUUUCCGGAGCGUUUGCCAGUGUUAAAGCCUGCUCUUCAAUACAGAGGCAUUCUUCAUAACAAUCCUAUCGUCAAAUCGUGGUGUUUACCAUUUCCCGGUUCUGAUCGCUCUGUCGUGAUGCGAUCGCAGCGGUACUUUUUUGAAAAAGAAAACAAGCGUCCCGUGCAGAUGAAAGCUUACGUUCAAUGUUCUUCAUUAAUAGCUGCCAUAGCCAUGGCCUUAUCGGCUGUUCUUUUUGGUCUUCUGGCAAGUUUCAAAUUUGGACGCAGUCUAUUGGAAAAAUAUCCACAAUUUUUCUCCUUCGGUGUUUUUGGUCACGACGGACCUAAAAAAGAGGAGAUGGACUCGACAUCAUUCGUUCUAACAUUAGUCGGCAAAGGAUGGAGUGAAAAGCUAACAGAGCCAAUGGAUGCACACACGAACCAGCCAGAAAAAGAGUUGGUAGUUCGAGUUUCAGGGCCUGAGGCAGGGUACGUUGCCACACCUAUUUGUAUGGUUCAGGCUGCUCUUGUACUUCUCCGCGAUACUGACAAACUACCUGCUAAUGGUGGAGUUUUCCCCCCAGGGGCGGCAUUUGCGAAGACUUCACUGAUAGAGCGCUUGAUUAAGCGAGGAAUUAAUUUCCAAGCGGGUGUCAAGAGCUCUCUCUAACUUAACGAAAGGACAUGUACCAUAUGUACUUGAUCUUAGCGCGAUCUAUAAAACUACCUGCUUGUAACGUUUCUGCUGCUCAAGUUGUUUGAUUUAUAUUGGCACUUGGGCAGUAUGCCAUAAUUCAAACAGCUUUAUUCGUGAACCAGACAUUAUUAAAAUAUGAAUAAUAGAAAAAAAAAAUAGUUUUUGUUAAUUUACAUGAAAUAAAUAUUCUUGGAUCAACA
Molecule: messenger RNA, 1508 nt
Organism: Daphnia pulex (common water flea)
Lineage: Eukaryota; Metazoa; Arthropoda; Branchiopoda; Diplostraca; Daphniidae
Product: saccharopine dehydrogenase-like oxidoreductase
Exons: 8
Coding region: 1-1281 (426 amino acids)
Biological process (GO): glycolipid biosynthetic process
Cellular component (GO): plasma membrane; mitochondrion; lipid droplet
Source: RefSeq, a predicted model, not a curated record